Molecule: messenger RNA, 885 nt
Organism: Akanthomyces muscarius
Lineage: Eukaryota; Fungi; Ascomycota; Sordariomycetes; Hypocreales; Cordycipitaceae
Exons: 3
Coding region: 1-885 (294 amino acids)
Source: RefSeq, a predicted model, not a curated record
AUGGCCAAGUCACGCCCCGCCGAUGUACUCUUUCUCAGCUCCCCUCGCACACUGUCCAAUCUGCUCGUCAAGCUCCUCUCCGGCCAGACUGGCUGGGAGCAGUCUACCUACUGCCUACACGAUGCUUUUGAAUAUGCGCAGAGCCAUCUCAGCGAAUGUAACGUCGAGUCUCCCGCAGAGAGCUUCGGCAAGUAUUUGGAGAUGCUGCGGGCUGGGUAUCAGGAUAUGACGACGGCACGUGAAGGUGCUCAUGAAAAGGGCCAUGCCUUUUUCUUGAAGAGCCAUGUUAUGGAAAUGACCAACCCUUCACGCCUCUUUGCCGGCUUCAGGAGCGAUGUGUGCCCUUUCAAAUUCACCACGGAGCUAGAAGACUCGCUUCGCCCUCUCCCCGGACCAACCCGACCUUGCUAUCUGACGAGAUGCUUCUACUUCCCCUCCGCGCCGGAUCUGUGGCGGAGCAAUGCCCCCUCGUCAACGAGUUUGCACUUCACCAGAGCGCUUUUUGAGUGGUAUGAGGCGGCUACAUUAUUGUCACCAUCAACUGCCGGUGCCGAGGUGGGCAACUUGUCGAUCAGCAAGACGCAUCCCGUCGUCGUCGACGCUGAUGACAUAUUGGAGGGCGACACGGUGCAGAGGCUGGCAGAGAUGAUCGACAUGGACCCGGAGCAGAUCCUGCAGAAGUGGGACGCACAAUCGACGGAGGGUUUGGAAGGUCUGUGGGAGUCGACGGGCAUUGAUAUGUCCAAGAGCUCGAGGGGGUUAGAUCUUGAGACCAAGUUUGGGAGCUGGAACGAGCUACACGGCGUGGAGGUUGGCGAGGCGUUGGCAUUCUUGACCAAACGCCAAAUGGGGGAUUACAUGUGGCUCAAGAGCUGCAAAAUUUAG